Phytophthora infestans T30-4 is the source of this 1014-nucleotide messenger RNA. RefSeq lists its product as uncharacterized. Bases 1 to 1014 code for a protein of 337 amino acids. The transcript has a single exon. The record is from RefSeq and is a predicted model, not a curated record. Lineage: Eukaryota; Oomycota; Peronosporomycetes; Peronosporales; Peronosporaceae. Gene Ontology annotation, biological process: signal transduction. Gene Ontology annotation, molecular function: GTPase activator activity.
AUGCUCAACAUUCAGCUACCUGAACAUGCGGAGACCGUCAAGUCCGACAGCGGAUCUCCGUCGUCUCCGUCCCAUACACCAGAAGCCGAUGGCGACCAGGACUUGGCGGCGUUCCUGGAGAUCGGAUCGCCCUACGGCUUCAAGCACGACGUGCACAUCCACUACAACUUCCAGGAAGCGAGAUUCGAGGGCAUUCCAGACAACUUUGCCGACUACUUGGUGUUUGGAGCCCCGGAACGAGGUCGCGCAGACACAAUCUGCUCAGUGGACACGUCGGUUUCCCAGGGCGUACGACGUAUCAAGCGGACACGAACAAGUUCUGCGCCCCCCGCAAGCAUGAGCUUGUCCAGUAUGAUCGCGAGCAUGGACCCGAUCAACAGCAACGACCCCGUGCGGAUACUGAACCAGCACUUCAAGUUGCCAUUCCGACAAGUUCCACGCCUUGCCGUCCCCGGCUACGAGGAAAGAAUCCCUGCCGUCUUGAUCAUGCUGCAGCAACACUUUGUUGCCAAACGGGGAUACCUGAACCCCCACAUCUUCCGCGAGUCGCCCAGCAAGGCCGAACGAGACCAAGCGAUGCUGGACAUCAACUGUGGAGCUUUCCGAGGAGCGCAGCACGACGUUCGGGUGCUGGCCGACCUCAUCAAGCUCUGGUUCCGUGAACUGCCGGUACCCAUUCUGCACGAAAUCCCUUCAGGCGAGAUGGAGCGCUUGGCGUUGGCCGAGAAUGUCGACGAAGUGCUGAGUCUGCUAGGAAAUCUGGAGCACAGCAUCAUUCUGUGGUUAGCAGAUCUGCUGGCCUUCGUGGCCGAGUACCAACCGCACAACCACAUGGGCGUGGAUCAACUCGCCAUCGUCAUCGCACCAAACCUCGUGCGUCUCGAGACAGAGAACCCCAUGGUCGCUGUUGCUCUCUCCAAAGCCGUCGUCGACCUCUUCCGAGUAGUCCUUCGAGCUCGAUUCCAGCGUCGCCAGGAGCUGAAGGCCGCUCGAGUCAUCGAGAGCGAGGACUAA